Molecule: messenger RNA, 1317 nt
Organism: Mollisia scopiformis
Lineage: Eukaryota; Fungi; Ascomycota; Leotiomycetes; Helotiales; Mollisiaceae
Product: putative fructosyl amino acid oxidasesarcosine oxidase
Exons: 3
Coding region: 1-1317 (438 amino acids)
Molecular function (GO): L-pipecolate oxidase activity; flavin adenine dinucleotide binding; proline dehydrogenase activity
Source: RefSeq, a predicted model, not a curated record
AUGGCGGAUUCUAAGUUCCCCUCGAGCAUCAUAAUUAUUGGUGCAGGCAUCUUCGGUCUUUCAACUGCCCUCGCCAUCUCGCGUCGCCACCCUUCCACCAAGAUCACAAUCAUCGAUCGUCUGACGCCUCCAAUCGAGGAUGGCUCAAGCGUAGAUACUACCCGAUGUAUACGAGCAGAUUAUGCCGACCCCAUUUACGCCCAAUUGGCACUUGAAGCUCAGCAAAAGAUCGAAGCAGAUCCCGACUUGAGUCGCUACUACUUCAAACAAGGAAUGACUUUUGUUUGUGAUGGCAAACCGAGUCGUUUCACUGAUAUAUGGCAUGCUCAAGUCAAGCUUGCUCGCGGGCGACACCAUCAAGACCAGAUCAUCUCAUUGAGCAGCUCUCAAGAAGUCUUUGAGCGAAUUCAUGGAUCAGGAAGUGAACUCCCGACGAAGACGAAGUUGGGAAGGGAAUUGAGAUGGAAUAAAGCGUAUUGCAACCUGGAUGAUGCGUUCAUUGAUGCAAGAGAAUGUGUUCGUAUCUACUACGAACGCUGUCUUGCUCAACCUUCCAUCACGUUUCAGUGCGGGGUCGCGGUUGACCAUCUCAACCUCAUUGAUGGCAUUUGUCACGGCGUCAUUCUCGAAGAUGGCAGUGUCCACAAGGCUGAGAAGUUGUUGGUAGCAGCAGGAGCAUGGUCUUCUAAGCUAGUUUUUCUGGAAGGUCGAAUGUACUCUUCAGCCAUUGAAGUUGCUUGGUUCAAAGUCACCCCCGAGGAAGAGGAGAAAUGGAAGCACAUGUCAAUCACAACAAAUCUCAGUACUGGACUAAAUGUCUUUCCACCAUACAAGGGCGAGAUUAAAGUGUUGAGAAGGUCGGCAGGGUACUGUAACACAGUCACAAUCGAGAACCCGGAGGAUAGGAAGAACAAGAUAGAGGUGUCCUUGCCAAGGACAAGCAUUACACAUCCUGGGAUGCAUAUGCCCGAAGAAGCUGAAAAGCUGAUGCGACAAGACUUGCAGGAGAUCAUGCCAAGUCUUGCCCAGCGUGCGUUUGACAGGACGAAACUCUGCUGGCUCGCACAGGCUCCGACAGCAGACUUUCUCAUCGCUCCGCAUCCAAGAAUUUCGGGACUGCAUGUUGCCACUGCUGGGUCAGCGCAUGCUUGGAAGUUCCUCCCUGUUAUUGGGGACUUAGUACUUGACUCCAUGGAAGGUCACUUGAGCCCUGCAUUGACCGAGAAGUGGGCUUGGAGUUUGGAAGGUAGAGAUGGAGGAAACGCGCCGAGGAUGGAUGGGAAGCCGGUAGAGCUGCGAGAAAUCUUCGGUGAGUGA